Messenger RNA from Impatiens glandulifera, 2010 nucleotides. RefSeq names its product U-box domain-containing protein 2. Gene Ontology annotation, biological process: protein ubiquitination. The transcript has 4 exons. Bases 87 to 1883 code for a protein of 598 amino acids. The record is from RefSeq and is a predicted model, not a curated record. Gene Ontology annotation, molecular function: ubiquitin-protein transferase activity; protein binding. Gene Ontology annotation, cellular component: nucleus; cytoplasm. Lineage: Eukaryota; Viridiplantae; Streptophyta; Magnoliopsida; Ericales; Balsaminaceae.
AGAGGUAUUGCAAAGAACAAGCGAAUCGAAGACUAGGGUUUCCCAUGAUUUAGGUUUAAAUUGAGAAUUUUCUUGAGGCAGAUCUGAUGAUGGAGAUAUCAAUAUUGGAAAUGCUUCUUAAGAAUAUCUCUUCCUUCAUUCUUUUAUCAUCCCGUGAUGAUUUGAGUUGUGAACCAGCUCGUAGAUACUAUAAAAGGAUUGAGGAGAUACUGAACCUUUUGAAGUCCUCCAUUGAUGCUAUUGUCGAUUCAAACAUAAAUCUUGAAGACCCAAUACUCGAUGAGGCAUGUGUAGAAGUGGGUCAAUCUGUUCUUGAGCUAAGAGAAUUAAUGAUGAACUGGAACCCACUGAUGAGUAAAGCUUACUUUGUUCUGCAAAUUGAAGAGUUGAUUUCCAAGACUCAGACUAGUUGUCUUUACAUUUUCAAUCUGCUAAAAUCUUCUCAUCUCCAAGCAUCGUUUCUUGAGAUUUCAGCACAGAAAGUUAAGCAAAUAGAAGGGAUACAAACAUUUUCUGUAAUCACUAAAGCAAUUGGAAGAAAACCAACCUCGGAAAUCCUGGCUGAAAUUUGUGAUGAUUUGAGCUUGAAUUCAAACCAGGAGAUCUUGAUUGAAGCUAUUGCUCUUGACAAAUUGAAAGAACAAGUAGAGUGUACUGAUGAAAUCGAGUUCAUUAAUCAAUUGAUCUUGCUUGUUACACAAAUUCAUGAACGUUUCAUCGAGAUGAAACAAGAACAGAGUUCAAUACCAUCUGAUUUCUGCUGCCCUCUUUCGCUUGAUCUGAUGAUUGAUCCUGUUAUAGUGGCUUCAGGUCAAACCUAUGAACGGAGUUAUUUCCAAAGAUGGAUCGAUCUAGGGCUUGAAGUUUGUCCCAAGACGAGGCAGGCUCUGUCAAACACGAGGCUAAUUCCUAAUUACAACGUUAAGGCAUUAAUCGCAAACUGGUGCGAAAUAAACAACGUAAAGCUAGAUCAAGAUCACUUGAAGUCUUUGAACUCGAAUCUCUCCGGAGUUGAAGUGCAAAUUAAGAACCAUAUAGAGAAUUUGCAAAGCAAUUCAAUUGAGAUCCAACGAGAAGCAACAUACGAAAUCAGGUUACUCGCCAAACAAACUGAUAAUCAGAUCAUCAUUGCGAAUUGCGGGGCAAUCGAAUUACUAGUUAAACUACUCAUAUCCACCGAUCUCAAUGUUCAAGAACAUGCAGUCACAGCACUUUUAAACCUAUCAAUCAACAACGAAAACAAAACCGCGAUCGCCAAUGCAGACGCGAUCGAGCCUCUGAUACACGUUCUUGACACUGGUAAUCACGAGGCGAAGGGGAAUUCAGCUGCGACUCUGUUUAGUCUUUCGGUGAUUGAUGAAAACAAAGAUAGGAUCGGUAGAUCGAGGGCGAUAACAUCGCUGGUAUCACUAUUGAGAAAUGGGACUCUUCGUGGGAGAAGAGAUGCGGCGACCGCUCUUUUCAAUUUAUCGACUUUUCAUGAGAACAAGGGCAGGAUUGUUAAAGCGGGGGCAGUUAAGUAUCUUAUGGAAUUGAUGGAGCCUGGUGCAGGAAUGGUGGAUAAGGCGGUGGCUGUGUUGUCGAAUCUGAGUACGAUUCAGGAAGGAAGAGCUGCGAUUUGUAUGGAAGGAGGGAUUCCAUAUCUUGUGGAGGUUGUGGAAUUGGGAUCGGGAAGAGGAAAAGAGCAUGCGGCUGCAGCUCUUUUGUGUCUUUGUGUUAAUAGCAGUAGGUUUUGUAAUAUGGUUUUACAGGAAGGAGCUGUGCCGCCAUUGGUCGCAUUGUCAAACUCGGGCACUCCUCGAGCGAAGAAAAAGGCUCAGGCACUUCUCAGCUACUUCAGGGAUCAAAUGCAUGGCGGCCGAGGAGGACUCGAGAGGAGAUGAUAUAUGACGUCGAGGAGAUGACGUGACGUAAUCUAAUGCCACGUUAUUCUGGUUAGUUCCGGUUAAUUCGAUCUUAUCAGUACAGACAUAAGGCAACGCCACUCGCACAAAGAAAAAAAAAAAUCAA